Molecule: messenger RNA, 3427 nt
Organism: Morus notabilis
Lineage: Eukaryota; Viridiplantae; Streptophyta; Magnoliopsida; Rosales; Moraceae
Product: FT-interacting protein 1
Exons: 1
Coding region: 156-3179 (1007 amino acids)
Source: RefSeq, a predicted model, not a curated record
GCCAUACCACCUUUGUCAUUUGUUAUUCUCUCGUUACAGUGUCAUUUCCUUCUCAAAAAAUCUCAGUCCCUCUUCAUCGUCUCUUUCACUUCCCUCUCCUUUCUUCUUCUACAUUCUCUCUUCAUUUUCCUCUGCAAAACCAGAAAAUAAAAACCAUGACCAGCAACAACAGCAAAGAAAAGCUAGUAGUGGAAGUUGUGGCGGCUCACAACCUGAUGCCCAAAGACGGCGAAGGCUCGUCUUCUCCGUUCGUAGAAGUGGAGUUCGAGAACCAGAGGCUAAGAACCCAGGUGAAAUACAAGGACUUGAACCCAGUUUGGAGCGAGAAGCUCGUUUUCCAUGUCAAGGACGUCGCCGACCUUCCUUACCGGACAAUAGAGAUCAACGUCUUCAACGAGAGAAGAUCGAGCAACAGCAGAAACUUCCUCGGCAAAGUCAGGGUCUCCGGUUCCAGCAUUGCCAAGGAAGGCGAAGAGGUUCCUCAGCUCCACACGCUCGAUAAACGGAGCUUGUUUUCCCACAUCAGAGGAGAGAUAACCUUAAAGCUUUACGUCUCCACCAGAGUGGAGGUUAAGGAUAUUGUCGGAGCUAAUGAAACAGUAGUACUGUCCUCCAAUGGGUUUUCGAAGAAGAAUAAGAAAGCUCUGCAAGGCCCGAGCUCGGCCAUGGCGACGCAGCAGCAGAUUAUGCAAGAGAACAAGGCUUCACAGCAAGGUCAUCAAAGUUUGUCGAAGCCGGUGGAGCCGAACGUCCCUCGAGAGAUCAUGAAACCUGUUGUUAUAACAACCGGACCGGCUCCGGUCAUUCCCGUCGCCGCAGCCGGAGCCGCCGCCGGUGGCGUGUACUCACAUGGGUCGAGCGAGUUCUCGCUUAAGGAGACUCGGCCUCUGCUCGGCGGAGAGUCGCUUCAGAAGGACAAGACAAGCUCGACCUACGACCUCGUCGAACAAAUGCAGUAUCUUUAUGUUAGAGUGCUGAAAGCUCGGGAAAUCUCGCUGUUCGGCGGCGCGGAGUUGGUGGCGGAGGUUAAGCUUGGGAACUACAGAGGGGUGACGAAGAGAGUUGGUUUGAACAAUGUGGAGUGGGAUCAAGUUUUCGCGUUUUCUAAGGAUUGCAUACAGUCGUCAAUGGCGGAGAUAUUUGUUAAGGAGAGCAACAAAGACGAGGUUUUGGGACGUGUUUGGUUCGAUUUGAACGAGGUUCCGAGGAGGGUUCCGCCGGAUAGUCAGCUGGCUCCGCAGUGGUACAGAAUGGAGGAUAAGAAAGGGGACAGGUCUAAAGCUGGGGAAGUGAUGUUGUCGGUUUGGUUUGGGACUCAGGCCGACGAGGCCUUCGCCGAGGCGUGGCAUUCGAAGGCGGCGAACGUGCAUUUCGACGGGCUUUCUUCGAUCAAGUCCAAGGUUUACUUGUCCCCCAAGCUCUGGUACUUGAGAGUGUCGAUUCUCGAAGCGCAGGACAUCGUUCCCGGCGAGAAAGGCUCGGGCUUGAUGAGGUUUCCGGAGCUUUCAGUGAAAGCCCAGGUGGGGAAUCAAGUUCUCAAGACGAGAAUUGCGCAGCCUAGCCCGACCAGAAGCCUCUCCAAUCCUUACUGGAUUGAAGAGAUGAUGUUUGUUGUUGCUGAGCCUUUUGAGGAUUACUUGUUCGUUUCGGUUGAAGAUCGGGUUGGCCCCGGGAGGGAUGAGGUUGUCGGGAGAGUGAUUCUUCCGGUGACGGCGAUCGAGAAGAGGAACGACGAGAAGCCCGUCGUUUCGAGGUGGUUUAACCUUGACAACAGCCACUUUGGCAAUGCGGGGGAGUCGAAAAUGGUGGCGAGAUUCGGGUCGAGAAUUCAUCUCCGGGUUUCUCUUGACGGAGGUUACCACGUGCUUGAUGAAGCCACUAUAUAUAGCAGCGACGUUAGGCCCACUGAGAAGCGUUUGUGGAAGCCCCAUAUUGGUGUUUUGGAAAUGGGGAUUUUGGGGGCGACGGGCCUUGUGCCGGUGAAGAUCAAGGAAGGGAAAGGCGGCUCGACGGACUCGUAUUGCAUCGCGAAAUACGGCCAGAAAUGGGUUCGAACAAGGACUGUUGUAGAUAGUUUGUCGCCCAAAUGGAACGAGCAAUACACUUGGGAAGUGUAUGAUCCUUGCACGGUGGUAACGGUUGGGGUGUUCGAUAAUUCUAGGAUUGAUAAGAACAUGGCUAGUAACACCGGUGGCCGCGAUUCGCGGAUCGGGAAAGUGAGGAUAAGGCUGUCGACGCUCGAGACCGAUCGGGUUUACACUCACUCGUACCCGCUUCUGAUGUUGCAUACAUCAGGGGUGAAGAAAAUGGGGGAGCUUCACCUGGCGGUUAGAUUCUCCUGCACCAAUAUGACCAACAUGCUUCACAUGUACACAAUGCCGAUGCUGCCCAAGAUGCAUUACGUGAAUCCCUUGAGCGUGAACCAGUUGGAGAGCUUGAGGUACCAGGCGAUGAACGUGGUGGCGUCGCGGCUCAGCCGGGCGGAGCCCCCACUCGGGCGGGAAGUAGUCGAGUACAUGCUUGACCAUGACUCCCACAUGUGGAGCAUGAGGAGGAGCAAGGCUAAUUUCUUUCGCCUCAUGAAUGUGCUGUCUGGAUUUAUGGCUAUAGGGCGUUGGAUUGAGUCAAUGCGCAAUUGGCACAAGCCGGUUUACUCAGCCUUGUUCAUGGCGUUUUUCCUGUUGCUUGUUGCUUUCCCUGAGCUCAUUAUCCCCGCCGUGUUGCUCUACAUGGCGUUUAUUGGGCUGUGGAGGUACCGGUCCCGGCCCCGCUACCCUCCCCACAUGGACACCCGCCUGUCUCAUGCAGAGAGCGUUUACCCUGAUGAGCUCGAUGAGGAAUUCGAUUCCUUCCCCACUAGUAGGAUUGCGGAUGUUGUUCGGAUGAGGUACGAUCGGCUGAGGAGCGUGGCCGGGAGGAUUCAGACUGUUGUUGGAGAUAUGGCUUCACAAGGGGAGCGUUUUCAGGCGCUGAUAAGCUGGCGAGACCCGAGGGCGAGUUUCUUGUUUGUGAUAUUUUGCUUGGUUGCUGCUGUUGGUUUCUAUGCAGUGCCUAUUAGAGUUGUGGUGGCUUUGUGGGGAUUGUACGUGCUUAGGCCUCCGAGGUUCAGGAGCAAGUUGCCCUCUCGUGCUUUGAGUUUCUUCAAAAGGCUGCCCACAAGGGCAGAUAGCUUGUUGUAGGAAGAAUGGAUUUGAAAUGUUUUGACUAGUUAGGAUUCGGAAAAAGAAACAUUUUGUUUUUUGUUUGUUGGAUGCUGUUUUCCCCUGAAUCGUGUAGCUGUGUUGCUGUCUAGCGGAACUAUUUACGAAUUAUGUAGGACCAAUCUGUGUAUCUAGAAAAAUACCAUUAUGUUUUUAACUGUUAUCUGUUUCUGUCCAUUGGUACUCUGAUGGUAAUUAAAUGCGAGGGUUUUUUAAUCAUAGAAGAA